AUGUCACGUCCAGUCACAUCUCAAUACGCUCAGAAGUACCAUGUCAACUUUGGCACAUCCAGAGAGCGUGAAUUCUAUAAGUAUUUACCGCCGUACCAUCUCAAACCACACGCCUUACACCAUAUUGGCCCCAUUACACCAUCAAAUGAACAUGUCGCUCGAUCCUCGGUGGACCCGGUCCUGACAGCAUUCGCCCAACUAGGCACCUUACGACUGAAUGCGCAGCGUUCGUUGAUCUCGCUCUUCGGUCGAAAUGAACAACAUAUUCUCACAGAAGCCACUCGAACCCUCAGUCUGCAAGAUGAUGGUGACCACAAUGCCCGAGAUGAGCUUUGGGUUGGGAGCUGUACUAUGUCAUAUGACCGCAGCUUGUGUAAAUCGGUUAUGAAUUCUACGCCAAAUACGUCAAACCCCAGGGAAGGCGUCUUUGUUGUGCCCAAUCUUGCUGAAGAUAACGCAUUCAAGGACCAUCCGGAUGUGACUACAUUCCCAAACAUUCGGUUUCUGGCAUCGAGUCCUAUCAUCAGUCCCAAAGGCGUGGUGAUUGGAUCCUAUACAAUUUUGGACAACCAACCUCACGACGCUCCGGACGACAAGUCACUCCAGUUCCUGGUUGAUAUUGCAGCUACCGUCAUGAAUUACUUAGCAACUAGUCAUUCAAAAGUCCAACAUUUCCGCAGUGAGCGCAUGAUGGUUGGUCUUGGAAGUUUCCUCGAGGGAAAAGGCAGUCUACGUAACUCAUGGGUUGUCGACACCGACGUUCCUCAGACCACCUCUGGUGAUAUGGACCAUGCAGAGGGACAUGUCAAUCGAGAGCAGCAGGAAAAACAAAUUUCGCAAAACGUGGCUCAGGCCGCGGCUCAAAAUGAUGCACCAAGCCAUCUCCCUUUUCGUCCAUACAAUCUUCAUAUCCCUAGAAACAAGACCCUACAGGGGGAUAAGGAGAAAUAUCGGUCACUUUCCAACUCGAGCACCAGCCAGAGGGAUGCCAGGGCCUUAUUAAAACUCAAAGAAGCAUCUCAAGCGGCCAUGACAGUCGACAACGAUCAGUCAAGGCAGCAAUCACCGAAGGAUGAUUAUACUGCCAAAGUGAAUGAAACAUUUGGACGCGCAGCCAACCUCAUCCGCGAGAGUAUCGAAGUUGAAGCAGUUGUCUUUUUCAACGCCAAUUUCGGCUCCCAGGAAGCUUUGGUGGACAAUGCGAAGUCUGACACGGAAGGCAGUAGUUUUGAAAGCUGUUCCUCGGGCGAUGAGGCCACAUUCCGAAGCUCCCCCAAACGUUCCUCCCCAGAUCGGGAUUUUCUUGGCCCAGAGCAGGCUACAAGCUCAGGCAAAGCUACCUUGAACCCAUGCGAGAUACUCGGAUUUGCCACUUCGAAUGCCUCUAGCGUCAAUGGCCAGCUGACGGAGGAUAACAAAAUCGCAUUAUCGGAGUCAUUUCUUGGGGGUCUUUUGCACCGAUAUCCUCGGGGCAAGAUUUUCAAUUUUGGCGAAGAUGGAACCGUCUCAUCUGAUGACACCGGUGACGGCGUAAUCAAACGAUUUUUGCGACGCCCCGGGGCAAGAAGAUGCUCAGACCUUGCUUCAACUUGCCCCGAGUCUCGAAGCAUCAUCUUCUCGCCUUUAUGGGAUUCACACAAGGGUAGAUGGUAUUCGGGGGCUCUGACGUGGACGAAAGCGCCCCACCGUGUCUUCACAUCGAAUGAUGAGUUAGCAUUCCUCGUGACAUUCGGAACGAGUAUUAUGGCAGAAGUGCACCGACUCGGUUCUCAUUUUGCCGAUCGAGCAAAAUCAGACUUGCUCUCAGGUCUCAGUCAUGAACUUCGAUCCCCUCUGCAUGGCAUUUUUGGUACAGCAGAGCUUUUCAGUGACACCGUUAUGGACGCGCUGCAACGAGGAUUUAUUCAUACGAUUUCUUCUUGUGCAUACACACUACUGGGCUCGAUCAAUCAACUCCUCGAGUAUGCUAGUAUCAAUGAUGUUCGACCGAACCCUGUUGCCAACCCUCCGGGUGGCGGUGUUUAUAAAAUUUCUGUCGACCGGAAAGUGGCCGCAGCCCACCGAUCUUCGCAUUCUUCACAUUCUGGAGAAAAUGGUGUCAAUACUUGUGUCGAACUUGAUGCUACCUUGGAAGACGCGGUUGAAACUGUUUUUGCGGGCUAUUCCUUCUUCAGCAGUUCAGGGUCUCCUCUUCGGGGUAUCGCUGGCGCUUCUACAUUGGCUGGCAAACAGCCAGAUACACGGGGUGGGGUUAAGGUGGUUUUGGAUAUUGACCGCACCCACAGUUGGAAGUUUUCAACGCAGGCUGGGGCUUGGCAUGUCAUCCUCACGAAUAUCUUUGGGAAUGCCUUGAAAUUCACUCAAAGAGGUUAUAUCUACGUCUCUAUGAAGGCCUCUCCAGCGAAAUUCGGAAAAAGUGGCGACAUCACAAGCUCAGCAGUCACCGUGACUGUGAAGGACACUGGAUCUGGGAUUGACCCAGAUUUUCUGAAGAACGGACUAUUCACUGCUUUCUCACAGGAAGAUUGCAUGACAACCGGCAAUGGUCUUGGGUUAAGUAUCACACGACGGAUACUCUUAUCGCUUGGCGGUGAUAUCCAGGUCAACUCCGAGAAGAAUGUUGGCACUGAAGUCGUGGCAACUGUGACCCUUGAUCAUGCGUCUGCUCUGGACAACCUCGAUAAGUUGAAUAGUCACUCUCCCAUCACUAUGGCGCAAAGGCUUGCGCGCGGAAAGACUAUUGGGAUCUUAGGCCCCGGAACUUCUGAAUCAGACACAGCUUUAUCCAUAUCGUUACAAAAGCUGUGUCAAGACUGGUUCUCCAUGGAAGUCCGUCUAAUUGAGUCCUCACAAACACAUUUCGCCCACUGUGACUUAUACAUAUCUUCUCAUGAAUAUCUGGAUAUAGGGAAUCAUGAGGCCAGGGCUAUUACGCCCAGACCAGGCGUUAGACUUUCUUCGCCCGUCGUCAUAAUAUGCCCAUCUGCGAGCACCGCGCACUCGAUGUCUGUUGGAGCUCAAAAUCGCGGGGAUGCACCUGUGCUCGAGUUCAUCAGCCAACCAUGCGGACCGCGCAAAUUGGCAAAAACAUUAGAAGCGUGUAUCAACCGUCAGCAGCUGCGGGUUGACUCCCUCCCGGGCGAAGGAGAUGUACCGGACGGUUCAGGGAGCUUCCCAGCCCAGGUCAGCACCAAUGAGCCUCGAAUGGACUCGUUUCUUAGCCCGUCGUCAAAUGGAGAGGUCAGCGAAGACUCCACAACAAAAGCGGCAACAGAUCCAGAAACAUACAGCCAAGGCUCAGUGGGAAUGCGCGAGUCGUUGAGACUCUCUCGGGGGGAUAUUGACGACCAGCCUUCUCCAUCUGAAGAAGCCGCCACCACGAGCCACGACACACCCAUGGAAAAGGAAAAUGACCGUGAAUCAGACCUUCCAACGACGGUUCUUCUUGUGGAUGACAAUGAUAUCAAUCUCAGAAUUCUUAUUGCUUUUAUGAAGAAGUUGAACUGUGAUUAUUUUAUUGCGCAAAACGGAGAAGAAGCCCUCGAGGUGUUCAAGGCCAAUUCCUCUGUCAUUGGAAUGAUUUUCAUGGAUAUCUCCAUGCCAAUCAUGGACGGCCUAGAAGCUACUAGACGAAUCCGCGAGUUUGAGAAAACACUGGAAACCAAACCCCCCGUCAGAAUUGCUGCCUUGACUGGCGUUGCGCAAGCCGAUAUGCAACGCGACGCGAUUGGGUCUGGUAUGGAUUUAUUCCUCACCAAACCCGUACGGCUGAAGAGUUUAGUGCCGAUAAUCAGAGGCAUAUUGCCCCCGACCCAUGCACUAUGGCAAGAGCAGUAA
Molecule: messenger RNA, 3837 nt
Organism: Penicillium mononematosum
Lineage: Eukaryota; Fungi; Ascomycota; Eurotiomycetes; Eurotiales; Aspergillaceae
Product: putative sensor histidine kinase/response regulator
Exons: 4
Coding region: 1-3837 (1278 amino acids)
Biological process (GO): phosphorylation; phosphorelay signal transduction system
Molecular function (GO): phosphorelay sensor kinase activity
Source: RefSeq, a predicted model, not a curated record